UAGCCUGUUAGCUGAUCAGGAACGUUAAGGUAGCUAACGUUACAUUCAAAAGAACAAGGCAGUGGUUUCAUUCAUAGACGUUGUCGUCUGACAGAUGUGUAAAAACGACGUGUCGUUUUACGCGCAUCACGUCUAAUUUUCUGUAAAUACAGCUACAGGUUUCAGGAAAGUUUGAACGACUUUGAAGCGGUCUUGAAGUUUCUUGGUGGAGAAGAAAAUUUGAUAUGGCGACUGCAACUCCUAGCCGCGCUGAAGCUAGCCGGGGUGCCGCAACCCCGCUGUCCCCGACGCGGAUUUCGCGCUUGCAAGAGAAAAAAGAGUUGUCACAAUUGAAUGAUAGACUCGCCGUUUACAUUGACCGUGUUCGGUCAUUGGAAUUGGAAAAUGAUCGUCUUAUGGUGAAAGUGUCCGAGAAGGAGGAGGUUACUACACGAGAGGUUACAGGGAUUAAGGCUCUGUAUGAGGCGGAGCUUGCGGAUGCCAGGCGUGUGCUCGAUGAGACUGCACGGGAGAGGGCCAGACUACAGAUUGACCUCGGGAAGGCCACAGCAGAGCUUGAUGAGGUCAACAGGAACUACAAGAAGAGGGAUGGAGACCUUAUUCUGGCCCAGGCCAGGAUUAAGGAACUGGAGGGACAGUUCAACCAGAGUGAGGCCGCCCUCAACACUGCACUGAGUGAGAACGGUGCCCUCUCUGCAGAGCUUGCGGAUUUGAAAGCACGGCUGGCCAAGGCUGAGGAUGCUCAUUCAGUCGCUAAGAAGCAACUGGAGGGUGAGACUCUGAUGCGCGUUGACCUGGAGAAUCGCUGUCAGAGCCUCGCAGAGGAUUUGCAGUUCAGGAAAAGCAUGUUUGAGGAGGAGGUGCGAGAGACCAGGCGUCGUCGUGAGAAGCGCACGGUGGAAGUGGACAGCGGAGCCCAGCCAGACUACGAGUCCAAACUGGCCCACGCUCUCCAGGACCUGCGCAGGCAGCAUGAGGAGCAGAUGCAGAUCUACAAAGAGGAACUUGAAAUCACUUUCCAGUCCAAGCUGGAUAAUGCUAAAGUAUCAUCUGAUAUGAAUGACAAGUCCCUGAGUGCAGCCAGAGAAGAGGCCCAGGAGUCUCGUAUGCGGAUUGAGAGCUUGUCCUACCAACUAUCUGCCUUGCAGAAACAGGCAGCAGCAGCAGAGGACCGUGUCCGUGAGCUGGAGGACCUGCUGGCUAGUGACCGAGACAAGCACCGUCGGCAGUUGGACGCCAAGGAGCGCGAGAUGGCAGAGAUGCGAGACUGCAUGCAGCAGCAGCUCAAUGAGUACCAGGAGCUGUUGGACGUCAAGCUGGCUCUGGACAUGGAGAUCCAUGCCUACCGCAAGCUUCUGGAAGGCGAGGAGGACAGACUGAAGCUGUCCCCCAGUUCCAAGGUCAUUGUCUCCCGUGCAACCGGCAGCAGCAGCUCCUCUCGCUCCUCACGAGUGAAGAGGAAGCGUGUGGAGCUGGAGGAGUCGGUAAUGGUCAGUGCCCCCAAAAUUCACAUCAACCAGGAGGCAGAGGCCAGCGGCAGCAUCACAAUUGAGGAAAUCGACAUGGAGGGGAAAUCAGUCACCCUCAAAAAUAACUCUGAUGAGGAUCAGUCCCUUGGUAGCUGGAGGCUGAAGAGACAAAUUGGUGAUGAGGAGGAGAUUACCUACAAGUUUAGCCCCAAGUAUGUCCUCAAGGCCGGCCAAACUGUGACGGUUUGGAGCAGCGACGCAGGGGUGGCACACGGCCCGCCCAGCAACCUACUGUGGAAGAGUCAGAGUUGGGGCACCGGAGAUGAAAUUCUCACCACUCUAGUCAAUUCAGAUGAAGAGGAGGUUGCUAAGAGGACGGUCACAAAAAUCACAGAGGAGGUGGAGAAUGGAGAUGAUGAAAAUGGAGACUAUGAUGAAGAAGAUGUUUUGUACCAGCAGGGAGAUCCAAAGAGGGGGUCCAGGGAAUGUGCAGUCAUGUGAAGAGCAUGGAGACCUCAGCCCAGUUUUUCUCUUACAAUUCUUUUAUUCUGUAGAGCCACUAUUUUUGUAUACUUCAGUCCUAGGAUCUUGAUUAAUCCCAAAUACCCAUUUGACUUGAUUAGUUUUUUUUUUUUUGUAAACGGACCUCAUUUCCAGGUUAUCUUGAACAAUUGCAGCCAUUAUAUCCAAAUGAGUGAAAAUGGGGAUGCCUUCCAUAUAUGUCUCAGUACUUUUUGACGCAGAAAUUCAUGUUUAAGAAUGAAUUCUAGGAAUCACACUUCUCUACCGUCAAAGGGCCUUGCAUUAGUGUGCAUCACUGCUGAGAUAUUGCCUCACAUCUCCAAGUCCUUAAAAGCUCAGAAUUGUUUUCCCUCCCAAUUUGUUGUGAAUAAUGGCCAGUUGAUUCUCUAAUGAAGAAUCUUCAGUUUCAAUCAUUACAACAACAAAAAAAUAGUAAAAAAAAAAGCUCAGAACCUCAAUGAGCACCAUUGUGUAACUUGCUGAAAUUGUUUAUUAUAAUCAAUGGUUAUGCAAAUCGUGACAACAUAGAGGUAUUUUGUGAAGUCUUUUAUAUGGCUUGGAGAGGAACUCAACCUCUUUAUCAUGUAUUGUACAGUAGAGUGUAACUGACAGCUGAUGCAUUGAGGCUUUUUCUUUUAUAUAUAUAUAGUGGCUUUGCUGAUCAGAUGAACGGGGUGGAAAUUUAAUGAAAUUGGUACUCUAAAAUGGAUCCAUUGGUCAAACAUUUCUUAAGAUAUUAAGAUGCAAAUUAUUUGUAUGCUAUGCCCUGGAGUCUAUACCAUAGGUAUAGCAGUUCUGUACCCUGUCUAACACAAGUUAAUUGCUGGUCAAUGGUAAUUUAGUCUGCCGUUUCAUGCUAAAUUAACAUUGCAGCGGUUUUGUUGCACCAAAGAAAAGUUGGUUAAGGAAUCUGAUUGUAUUUGCAAUGCUGAUCUUAUAUGUAUGUUCAGAGAUAUUGAGACAGCGUUGAGUAUUUGCCUUAUAAACGGAAAUGAUCAUUGUCUGCAAAUAGUGUAAGGGUAACAGGUGUACAGUUUCAGGGUUAACUUUGGCUUUCCUGAAAAGAAAUGGCUCUGCUUCUCAAGCCAGAGGUUAGUUUCCACCCAGUUGGCAUCUGAUGCAGUUAUAUUAUCAAUUAUAAUAACUAAUCAUGUGUAUGCUAAAAUGCGAAUAUUGUUUCUCAGAUAAGUAUGCACAAUCUAUAUCACGGUAAUAUUUUGAAAAAAAUAUUGAAAUCUGCAAGCACAAUGCCACUCACUCCCUAUGCCUUCAUUGAGCACCUGUAUUUUUUGUACUUGCUUCUGAUAGAUCUGAGAAAUGUAGUUGUUUUGAAAUGAUAAUGGGAACGGAAAUGAAAAAAGUUACACUCAUUAGGAAAAUUGGCUUGUAGCUAUUUAUACUGUGUUGCUGCUAAAUUGGGUACAAUAUUGAAAAGAAACAAGUACAGUAUAGCUGUUCAGAAGCUACGUUUGGAGUCUGUGACAUUUGUUUUUGGAAACAGCUGGUGAAACUCGUAUUUGAUGACAUGAUGUAUUUGCCAUGUUUUCCCCCCUCAGUCAUUGAGGUCUGAGAAACAAACUUUUAAACGCUUAUGAUUGCAGUGCUUUGCUAUGUUUUCUAUUUGGAUAUUUUAAUCAUUGUUUACACGUCUAUCCUUUAAAAAAAAAAAAAAAGUUCUCUAAUGAUGGUAAAGUUACUUAAAAAUAAUUGAAUUGUUGUAAGCGGGCAGGCCUUUUAAUGCAAGGCGUAUUUUGCAAUUGGAAUCUGUUACCAGUAUGUAUUUGUUCCUUCAGUGUGUCACACUUGUUGGUUGAAUUGUUUCUAGAAAGUGAUCCUGGACCAACUGCAGUUAUGAUUUAGGUAUCAAGUCUACAUACACUGUCCUCAGCUGUUCUUCAGGUUUUUAAUAAUGUGACUGACCAAUGUGACUCAGAAAGCUUACAAAUGAAUACUUUUAAUGAGGAAAAAUGUUUUAAGCAGAGCAUAUUUUAAGAAGUAUUUUCUUAACUACCCUAUGUGGUGAGCCAUGCACUCUUGAAGUGCAGUAAUGUGAUUUUGUGGCUGUGUAGUUUUGAGCCGUAUUUAAAUUUAUACAGAUUGAUAUAUUGCGUAGAUGCAAACGGGGCUUUAUCAUCGUAAGAGAACUUGUAUGGGUAAAUUUUUGGGAGGCCGCAUGCCAAAAGUUUGUUUCUUGAAUUGUUACUUUAAUUUGAAGUUUUUGUAUUUUCAAUACAAUAAAUGUUUUCCAUAA
Messenger RNA from Sardina pilchardus (European sardine), 4242 nucleotides. RefSeq names its product lamin B2 (gene lmnb2). Gene Ontology annotation, molecular function: structural constituent of cytoskeleton. Bases 225 to 1970 code for a protein of 581 amino acids. The transcript is spliced from 12 exons. Gene Ontology annotation, cellular component: nuclear lamina; nuclear envelope. Gene Ontology annotation, biological process: nuclear envelope organization; nuclear migration; protein localization to nuclear envelope. NCBI's taxonomy places the organism in Eukaryota, Metazoa, Chordata, Actinopteri, Clupeiformes, Clupeidae. The record is from RefSeq and is a predicted model, not a curated record.